This is a messenger RNA of Schistocerca serialis cubense, 1479 nucleotides long. RefSeq names its product proton-coupled amino acid transporter-like protein CG1139. The transcript has 9 exons. Lineage: Eukaryota; Metazoa; Arthropoda; Insecta; Orthoptera; Acrididae. Gene Ontology annotation, molecular function: amino acid transmembrane transporter activity. The record is from RefSeq and is a predicted model, not a curated record. Gene Ontology annotation, biological process: amino acid transmembrane transport. Bases 1 to 1479 code for a protein of 492 amino acids. Gene Ontology annotation, cellular component: vacuolar membrane.
AUGCUGCGUCAGCAGAGCCUGGAGCUGGACGAGGCUCCAGCACGCAAGCCUGGCCCUCUGCCCCUGCUGGAGCUGCCCCCGCUGGAUCGGUCCAGAGGUCCAGGUUGGCCCCCAGACUCGGCCAGCACCGCCUCCACGUUACCCAUCUCGGAGAAGUUCGAGAAGGAGAAGGAGAAGCAGGAUGAAGAAUACGACCCGUUCGCCCACCGCCAAGUGGAGAGGCCCGUAUCGGACUUGGGUGCGCUGAUGCACCUGCUCAAGUGCAGCCUCGGCACGGGCAUCCUGGCGAUGCCGAUGGCCUUCCGGAGCGCGGGGCUGGCCGUGGGGCUCGUGGGCACCGCCCUGGUGGGCUACAUCUGCACACACUGCGUCCACAUUCUGGUGGACUGCUCGCAGCGGCUGUGCCGGCGGCUGAAGGUGCCCUCGAUGGACUACCCGACCACGGCGUCCGCCGCCUUCACCUCGGGGCCGGAGCGGCUGCGGUCCCUCGCGCCGGUAGCCAGCUGGUUCGUGAGCGCCGGCCUGUUCGCCACCUACUACAGCAGCAUCACCAUCUACAUCAUCUUCAUCGCCGCCACACUCAAGCAGGUUGGAGACUACCACUCGACGUCUGACGCGACACGCUUCGACGUGCGGAUCUACACGGCCAUGCUGGCUCCCUUGGUGCUGGCCAAGGGCCAACUGCGGCACCUCAAGACGCUGGUGCCCUUCUCGAUGAUGGCCAACCUGUGCAUCGUGACGGGCUUCGCGGUCACCUUGUACUACAUGUUCGUCGACCUGCCGCCGUUAGAAGACCGCCGCCUGCUGCCCUCAUCCAUCACUGCCCUACCAGUCUUCCUCACCACCACCAUCUACGCAAUGGAAGGCGUCGGCGCGGUGAUGCCCGUGGAGAACAACAUGCGGAAUCCCACACACUUCUCCGGAUGUCCCGGGGUGGUGAACACGGCCAUGGUGCUCGUGUGCACCCUGUACUGCGUGGUGGGCUUCUUCGGCUACUACAAGUACGGGGAGGACACCAUGGGCAGCAUCACCCUCAACCUGCCCGUCCAUGACAUCCUGGCGCAGGUGGUGAAACUGGCGGUGGCGGCCAGUAGCUUUUUGUCGUACGGCCUGCAGCUCUACAUCGUGGUGGACAUCGCCUGGAAGCCGCUGGCGGCCCGCAUAGACCCCGUCUACCACAACGUGGGGGAGAGGAUCCUCAGGGUUGCGCUGGUGCUCGGCACAGUGGCACUGGCGGUGGCAGUGCCGAACCUGGGUCCGGCCAUCUCCCUGGUGGGGGCGGUGUGCUUCUCGACUCUGGGCCUGCUGUACCCGGCGGUCAUCGAGUCGGUGGUGCUGUGGCAGGAGCCGGGGGCGCUCGGCUGGAUGCGCUGGAAGCUGCUCAAGAACGCCCUUCUGGUCGCCCUGUCCUUUCUGGCACUGGUCACCGGCACCAUCUCCAGCGUCACCGAAAUCAUCGAGAACUAUGGCCUCGAGUAG